AUGUCAACGACGAACGUCCCGCAACGUCGAGCGGUGCGGUCUACUCGCCUUGCAGGACAGAGAGACGCAGAAAAUGCAAAUGCCCGCCCUUCACGAAACACCCAACGCGCGAAACCACUCUCUAAUAAUGCUCAAGCUGCUUCAAGUAACCUCGCUGGCGGGCCAUCCAGAGUAACAGCAGCCACUGCAGCCUCGAGAGCUAAACUCGGCGUGACUUCCACAACUCACCCAGACCAACCCAUAGGCAAGCGCAAGCGUGAGGUCCUGGGCGAGAAUGCGACUGUCAACAGAGCGAAGGCGCAGCAAAAAGGCAAAGAGAAGGAAAUCGAUACCAAUGCCACCGACAAAGCUCCAACUCUUCGUGCGACUCGCCAGCCUCUCCGUACUGUCGCAGGCACCCGCCACAAUGCUGUUACCGCCAUCGAGGGCGAAGCGAUGUCCGAAGUUAAAGAAGAGCCUCACGCUGAGGACGGCAAUGCCAUGCUCAUCGAUCAUCUCCCACCCCAACCUGCUCUCCCAACUGUUCCUGCCCGAAAAUCACUUGUUCCGCGAGAAAACACGGUUGCCACUCGUCCGUCAGACGGAGCACCUCGUCGUCAAACUCGCUCGUCACUUGCUCGCCAACAGCAGCAGAUCCAAGAGGAACAAGAUGAUGAAGACGAGGCGCCUGCUCACAAGAGGCGAAAAACCUCUUCUGACUCGCCAGAAGAACCUGAAAUGGAUGAAGAAGAGCGUGAAGCAGCGCGCUUACAAGCUGAGGAGGACGCCGUCGCUACGCGCAUUGCCCAAGAAAUUGCAGUUUAUGCUAAUGGCGAGCCAGAGGCUGACCCCGAGUCCUCGCCAUGGGACGAUCUAGAUGCCGAUGAUGCUGACGACCCUGCCAUGGUCAGCGAAUACGUUGUGGAAAUCUUCAAGUAUCUUAAACAAGUCGAGUUGUCGACAAUGCCUAAUCCAAACUACAUGACCAGUCAAACCGAACUCGCCUGGAAGAUGCGCGGUAUCCUGAACGACUGGCUCAUCCAAGUCCACGUUCGUUUCCGCCUGCUUUCCGAGACUCUCUUUCUCUGCGUCAACAUUAUCGAUCGCUUUCUCUCCGCGCGUGUGGUGUCGCUUGCCAAACUCCAAUUGGUUGGCGUGACUUGCAUGUUCAUCGCCGCUAAGUUCGAAGAAAUAACUGCUCCAUCCGUUACUCAGUUCCUUGAAUGUGCCGACUCAACCUACACUGAAUCGGAAAUUCUUCAGGCCGAGCGUUACGUUCUGAAGACGCUCGAUUGGAAUCUGAGCUUCCCCAACCCCGUACACUUCCUGCGGAGAGUCAGCAAGGCCGAUAACUAUGAUAUCAAGGCCAGGACACUGGGGAAAUAUCUACUCGAGAUCGCCUGCCUAGAAUGGCGUCUCAUCGCUGCACCACCAUCCCUACUUGCUGCUGCUGCAAUGUGGCUGGCAAGAAUAGCUGUAGGAGAGGAAAAUUGGACUCCCAAUCUUGCGCACUACUCCUCGUAUCCUGAAAGCUCCCUCCUUCCUACAGCAAACCUCAUGCUCAACUACAUCUUGAAGCCACCUCGGCACGAAGCAUUUUACAACAAGUAUGCUGGCAAAAAAUUUUCAAAGGCCAGUAUUUUUAUGCGACAAUGGGCUCUAGAACGAUGGGAUGAGAACACAACUGUUGAUCUCGCUGUCGACCUCGAUCAACUGAAGAACGAAAUUCGGGCUGAGCGGGUUCACGAGGAAGUUAGACUUGAGCAAGAACAGCGACAGCAGCAAAAAGAGGCUGCAGAGAGGGCAGAACGGCGGCAAAAAAUAAGGGACUCUGUGGCUCUUGCCAACGCCGAAAUCGGUCGACAUACCUCGUCUAAAGGCGCUCUGCGGACCACUCGAUAA
This is a messenger RNA of Mycena indigotica, 1881 nucleotides long. RefSeq names its product Cyclin N-terminal domain-containing protein. Gene Ontology annotation, biological process: G2/M transition of mitotic cell cycle; regulation of cyclin-dependent protein serine/threonine kinase activity. NCBI's taxonomy places the organism in Eukaryota, Fungi, Basidiomycota, Agaricomycetes, Agaricales, Mycenaceae. The record is from RefSeq and is a predicted model, not a curated record. The transcript is spliced from 5 exons. Gene Ontology annotation, molecular function: cyclin-dependent protein serine/threonine kinase regulator activity. Gene Ontology annotation, cellular component: centrosome; nucleus; cytoplasm. The coding region runs from base 1 to 1881 and encodes 626 amino acids.